AUGACGGUGCAGCGGCGAACGCGGAAACCGGCAAGCUACACCGACCUGACGGUAGACUCGGACGAGGAGGUCAUGCCCCUCACGACAAGCAAGUUGCAAAACAAGCGCAAGAGGGUGGAAUCGCCCAGUGAGGAGAGCGAUGUGCCCGACCUGGAGGAGGAGGAAUAUGAGGUCGAAUACAUUGUCAAGUCCCGUCUCAAGCAGUACGGCAAAAAGGUGGUCCUCGAGUACUUUAUCCACUGGAAGAACUACCCAGAGGAGGAGCGUACAUGGACCUUAGCGGACCAGUUUGACGACGAUGACCCGCCGGUCGUCGCGUUCUACGAGAAGAACCCGCGAGCGCCCCGACGAGGACAAGAUACGCCUUUCUCGCUUCUCAUGGGCAAAAAAGCGGCAACACAGACUCCGGUGAAGAAGGCCCCUAAGCCCGCUGCAAAAGCUACAAAGCCGGCCAAGGCGCCCGCGCCGGGCAAGGAGAACCGCGCAAUCAAGAAGCCGCGUGUGGAUGAGAGCGACGAGGACGAGUUUGUUCCUCCAGAGGACGACGAUGUAAAGGACGACGACGAUGAUGACUACGACGACGCUGUCGCUUCCGAAUCUGACGGCCCUGCGGACGACUUUGACGAGGAAGACGAGGACUCUGAGCCCUCCAAGCCGGCCAAGGUCGCCAAGAAGACGCAUGGCAGCUGGGGUGUUGCGAACAAGGGUCAGAAGAAGGCGGCCGUCAAGCUGUCAGUAGACGUUCUGUGCCAGGCUGACCCCAGUGGCUCGUUCAGGCCCAAGAUCAAACCGCUCAACAUCAAAGAGUCGACCGGUGCCGCUCACAGCGCCAACGAAGCCCUUCCGCCGAUUCACGAUAUCCCGGCGAUGUUUGAUCACAUGGUGUCCCGCGUGCCGACGAUCGUCGACGUCGUCAAGCGGCUUAACGGGCGCAAACUCCGCGUCGCCACCAUGUGCUCGGGCACAGAGUCCCCCCUGCUCGCCCUCAACAUGAUUGCCAAGUCGAUGGAGGAGCAGUACGAUGUCAAGCUCAACGUGGAGCACGUCUUCUCCUGCGAGAUCGAGCCCUUCAAGCAGGCCUACAUCGAGCGCAACUUCCGGCCGCCGAUCCUCUUCCGUGACGUGACCGAGCUGGGGCGCAAAAAGGCACACACCGCCUACGGCUCCCUCGUCGAUGUUCCCGGCAAUGUCGACCUCUUGAUUGCGGGAACAUCGUGUGUCGACUACUCCGGACUGAACAAUGUCAAGCAGGACAUUGACGCGAACGGCGAAUCGGGACGGACGUUCCGCGGCAUGUUGCAGUGGGUCAACAAGCACAGGCCGCCCGUCGUUCUCCUCGAAAACGUCUGCAGUGCGCCGUGGGACAAGGUCGUGCAGUACUUUGGCGAGAUCAACUAUGACGCAAACUAUGUUCGACUGGACACAAAGGAGUUCUACAUUCCGCACACUCGAACCCGUGUUUAUCUCUACGCGACGCCGAUGGAAGGGAAGAAGGCAGAGCACCUGCCGGAAAAGUGGAUGGAAACUGUCAAGGCGCUCCGUCGACCUUGGUCUUCGUCCUUCGAGGCAUUCUUGCUGCCGGCAGACCACCCCGACAUUCACCGUGCUCGUCUCGACCUCGCCGCUGCAAAGUACUACAACGAUGGCUCGCAGCGGAAACCGACCGACUGGGGACGCUGCGAGUCGCGUCAUGCCCGUGCGCGCCAGGAAGAGGAGCUUGGCAAUCUGCGUCCGCUCACGGCAUGGAAGGAGGCAGGUGUCUGCAAGGGCCUCGACUGGACGUGGAACGACUGGCUCCAGGCGCAGACAGAGCGUGUCGUCGACCUUCUCGAAAUCUCCACGCUCCGCAUGGCCAAGGAGGGCAUCGACUCGGGCUUCAAGGCGUGCAUCUGGAACGUCUCCCAGAAUGUUGACAGACAGACGGGUUCAUCGCGUACCGCCCUGGCGCAGUGUCUGACGCCCAACAUGAUCCCGUGGGUCACAAACCGAGGUGGACCCGUCAUCGGUCGCGAGGCACUCUCUCUGCAAGGCAUUCCCGUUCGCGAGCUUCUUCUUACGAGCGAAAAUGAAGACCAGCUUGCCGACCUCGCAGGCAAUGCGAUGACCUCGACGGUCGUCGGCGCCUCGAUUGUUGCCGCUCUUCAGCUGACUGUUGACAAGCUUGAGGAGGGUGAGGACGCGAUGAAGGCGGCUGCCGAGCAGGAGGCAGAGGAGGCAGAGAACAAGCCCGCGACCAUUGUCGGAAGCGGCUCUCUGACGCCUCAGCGCCUUGAUCUCGCCAAGGUCGACUCGGCUCCACUCCAAGAGGUUCUUCGUGCAGCGCAGCAGAGCUCGCGUCACUGCGAGUGCGAAGGACAGUCUGGAACCGCUUCCGCUCCGAUCGACGAGUGCACGCUCUGCGGUUACCGCUCCUGCACUUCAUGCGGAGGUCGCCCCGAGCACGCCUACCAGCGGUGCCACACUCAGCGCCUCGAGCCGACGCAAUUUGAGCGCCUGUUCAAGUCUCUUCUGCCCAUGCGCGUCAAGGUCGCUGGUCUCACGCCCGCCUCUCUCGACAUUGUGCGUCGGAGGGCUAGCCAGGAGGGCAAGGGCUCCAUUCCGGAUGCGACGUGGAGCAUGUGGCGUGACGCUGUUGUCGAGGGUGUCAAGGAUACCGAGCUGCGCUUCCGUAUCCUGAAGCGUCAGAGCACAUGGACGGCCGUGUACGAGGGCCAGACGGCCAUUCUCGAACUGUGGCUGAAAUCGACUCCGGAGUGGCGUCUCACGAUCAAGACUCCUGUCGAUGAGCCAGUGAACAGCCCGCUGCGCAAGCUGCUCCUCCGUCCCGUCGCUCGCAUGCGACUCGACCCCGACAGCGACAAUGUCCUCAGCGGUGACUGGGAGGUGUGCGUCCCGUCUGAGCAAGAGUUCCGCAUCGAGGUCACCGGGUGCGGCGACAAGGUUCCGACUUGGCAGGCGUCGCUCGGUCUCCAGGGCAAGUUCGUCGGCAACGAGCGCUGGUCCAAGGUCAACGUUCACGUCCCUCCCGAGGCAGAGCGUGCUCUCGACAGGGACGUGUCGGGCAUCUACACUCUGCUGCCCAGGUGCGGCCAGAACCAGGCCUCGCUUCACAAGCAGGAGGGUGACAGCGACGAGCCGCUCUUCUUCUAUUUGAACGCGGACCGUGUUGGCAACUCGUCCGACGACCAAUACGUCUUUUCCACUUCCAUCGAGCGCGUCGACUAUGGCACCGAGCGCGACAUCGUUGCCUCCCUGGACAGAAAGUGGCGCGAGUCCACUCGGACGUCUGAAACUCCCAAGCUCCACGUCACCGGCGGCUGGGUCGUGGCCACCGAGGCCAAGCUGACUGCCGUCCAAGGCACUAACAUUGCCGUCGACGAUGUCACUGCCCACGCGGACGAGGCAACGUUUGCCAUCCCGAGCUCGUCGGAAGUCAUUUCGAACGCCACCUCUGACUGCGACCAGAGUGUGGCGAUUCUGUCGGUCACCGUGCCGCUCGACGCCAAGCAUGCCGAGAGCAUGUGGACGAAGGGAACCUGGGGCCAGGUCGACCUCGACAGGGAGGGUAACACGACGUUUGCAAACCUCGCCUGGAUCACGGAGCGUUUGCCGCCCCUCGACAGCUUCUCCAGUUGGAGCGUUCUGAAUGACUCCAAGUCGACGUGCCUCAAGUGUGCGCCGCGCCCUCCCACGAUCCACUGGAUCAAGCAAUCUGGCAAGUUUGACAAGGCAGGUCGCAAGACGACCAAGACGAUGAGCACGGUUAUCGCUUUCGAGGACCGCAAGGAGGCUGGUGUCUACGAAUACCCGUUCUCUGUGCAGUUGCGUCUCGACGACGGUACGGGCUCCUUCCGCAUAGGCCUCAACCCCUCGUCCCUUGCCCACCGAGCGAUGGCGCGUCUGCCCCAUGCUGGACGCGACGAUGUGGUACUCUCGUGGCGCCUCGUGACGUCGCUUGUGGCGGAGGAGCCCCAGCCGCCGCGCGUGUUCCUCCUCCCGAGCAACAAGCGCGACCCCCAGCACCCUCAACCGGAGGGCUUCUUGCUGCCCCUCCGUAAGGAGCAGCUGAGGUCGCUCUGGUGGAUGCUGCAGCAGGAGAAGGCUCCAGGCAAGACGCACACGUUCGUCGAGGAGGAAAUCUCCGAGGCCGCUCUCCCCGCCCUUGGCUGGCGCGCGGAGGGCAAGGCCGAGCGCCCCGUCAUGGUUCGUGGUGGUGUCAUCGCCGACCAGGUGGGCUACGGCAAGACGAUCAUUUCCCUCGCCCUCGUCGCCGAGACGCGUAACGAGAUUGACGGCGACACGCCCGAGCCGCCCGGACUGAUCGAUGUCCGAGCCACUCUGAUCAUCGUCCCUGGUCACCUCAGCAAGCAGUGGCCAAGCGAGAUUGAGCGCUUCACUGGCAAAAUGUUCCGCACGGUCGUCAUCCAGACCAUGAAGGACCUCGCAAACGUCAGCAUCGCCGACAUUUCAAAGGCGGACAUUGUCAUCAUGGCGGCCGAAGUGUUCGACUCGGACGUCUACUGGGAGCGAUUCGAGUAUCUCGGAGCGCAGCCCGAAGGCUGGCUGAAUGACAAGCAGGGUGGCCGUUUCUUCGGGGAACGCCUCGACACGGCCCUCGAGACGCUGCGCCAGGAGACCGAGGCGCUCAAGGACGGGGCCGACAAUGCCGUCGCUCUCAUGAAGGACCUUCACCAAAAGUCCAAGCAGGACGCCCAGAACAAGCGCGACGAGCUGCGUGCUUCCAACUUUGGCAAGCGUCUGAAGGGUGCCGCGUACCGCGACAAGUAUGACGCUACCCAGCCCCAAAAGACGAAGAAAAAGUCGGCCUCUGGUAGCCGCUGGGAGGUCGACGACGAUGACGAGGAGGAUGACGGCUCUGAAGACAUGGCCAUCCCCGCCCCGUCGUUCCGCGACGCCAAGGGCACCGAGUCGUACAGCAGCGCCAACCGCCCACUCGCCGCCGUCCUCCGUCUAUCCUCGUGUUACAAAUGGGUGCUUUCCGGCACACCUCCGGUCGAUGACUUUGCGUCUAUCCGCACGAUCGCCACGUUCAUGGGCAUUCACCUCGGUGUCGAGGACGACGCUGAGGGCAGUGCCCAGGCCAAGAAGGCAAGAAUGAAGGAGCAGACGGCCGCCGAGCGCUUCCACGCGUUCCGCGAGACGCACUCUGCUGCCUGGCACCGUCGUCGUGACGAUCUCGCGCAAGAGUUCCUCAACACCUUUGUCCGUCAAAACAUUGCCGAGAUUGACGACAUUCCGACGACCGAGCACAUUCACUCGAUCCGUCUCCCCGCGCGCAAGGAGACCAAGUUCAAGAACGUCACAGUCGGUGACCGCAACGCUCGUCUCGAGGAGGCCCUCGCCGACUCCAAGACCGCCGAGGAGGCUCUACUCAAGCGGUGCUGCCACUUCACUCUCGACCUGACGAACCGCAAGUUUGACGCCAAGACGGCACAGGAGGCGUGUGAGCACAUUGCUUCUGCGCGCCGUGCCCAGCUCCUGGCGUGCGAGGAAGACCUGCGGCGCACGAUCAACAACGCUGUCGCUUUACACGCCUACGUCAAGAAGAAGAACGGCUUCAACUCGGACGAGCGCCAACCCUUCAAAGAGUGGGCAAAGCUGUCGUUUGACGUCUCCAAGCACGACGGCGACGUCGAGGCUGCCGAGCGUCUCAUUGCCGUGCUCGAGAGCUGCGGCUUUGAAAAGGGCGCAAUCCCCGGUGUGCCCGCCGACAGCAAGGCGUCCAAGGUCUCUGGCAAGCCCGAGGACGUCAAGUGGGAGCUCCGCGAGCAAACCCACCUCCUCCGCCGUCUCGCCAAGGAGCUCGUCGGCCGUGUGCGCUCGCUGCGCUUCUUCGAAGUCGUCCGCAACCUGCAGCUUCGCGGCGACGAGGCUACCGCCGUCCUCGAGGGCAGCGAGUGUGGCCACACUCGCUCCGACGACAAGAUGGCCAUCCUCAGUUGCUGUGGUCACGUCGCCUGUCUCCAGUGCAUGACGGAAGCUGUCAACAACCAAAAGUGUGUCAAGCCCGACUCGUGCCACGCCCCUGUGCGCCACACCAACAUUGUCAAGGUUUCCACGCUCGGUGUCGAGGGCGAGCUUUCUUCUGGCCGUUAUGGCGCCAAACUGCAGCGCCUCGUCGACCUCAUCCGCUCGAUCCCCAAGAAGGAGCGCAUCCUCGUAUUCCUGCAGUGGGACGACCUCAUGGCCAAGGUAUCCGAGGCGCUCGACGCCGGUGGCAUCGGGCACGUCACCCUGGCUGGCGGCGUCAAGGCCAAGGCCAACACGCUCGACGCCUUCCAAAAGGGCAACAGCGCGCGUGUCCUCGUGCUCAAGAUGAACGAUGCGUCCGCCGCCGGCUCCAACCUGACCAUGGCAAACCACGCCAUUUUCAUCGGUCCCCUUUUCACCCCAACGCUGCUCAACUACCGCUCGACCGAGACGCAGGCGAUCGGCCGUGUCCGCCGCUUCGGACAGGAGAAAAAGGUCCACAUCCACCGUCUCCUUGUCCAGGACACGAUCGACUAUACCAUUUUCAACGCGCGCACCAAGGAGCUUUCCGAAAAAGCCGACUAUGUCGCGCUGCCCCGCGGCGAGUAUGUCCCGGGAGCCGGACGCAAGUCGCGCAUCACCGAAGACGUGAUUGAAAUUGAGGACGAGCUGUAA
Messenger RNA from Trichosporon asahii var. asahii CBS 2479, 6666 nucleotides. RefSeq lists its product as uncharacterized. Gene Ontology annotation, molecular function: methyltransferase activity; ATP binding; ATP-dependent chromatin remodeler activity. Lineage: Eukaryota; Fungi; Basidiomycota; Tremellomycetes; Trichosporonales; Trichosporonaceae. The transcript is spliced from 5 exons. The coding region runs from base 1 to 6666 and encodes 2221 amino acids. The record is from RefSeq and is a predicted model, not a curated record.